UUGAAGUGGUAUUGGCAACAUGGCGGCCGGCGAUGGAGAAGAACCAGCAGUUACGAAACAACCUCAUUUAUCUAAACAAGAUCUAUCCACAUUAGAUAUAAAAGAAUUAACACCGCUGACACCAGAGGUCAUUAGCAGGCAAGCAACAAUUAAUAUCGGUACGAUCGGACACGUGGCGCAUGGCAAGUCGACGGUUGUCAAGGCGAUAUCGGGAGUGCAGACGGUUCGACACAAGCAGGAGCUAGAGAGAAACAUCACUAUCAAGCUCGGAUAUGCCAACGCAAAG
Molecule: messenger RNA, 286 nt
Organism: Priapulus caudatus
Lineage: Eukaryota; Metazoa; Priapulida; Priapulimorpha; Priapulimorphida; Priapulidae
Product: eukaryotic translation initiation factor 2 subunit 3-like
Exons: 3
Biological process (GO): positive regulation of translational fidelity; formation of translation preinitiation complex
Cellular component (GO): cytosol; eukaryotic translation initiation factor 2 complex
Molecular function (GO): tRNA binding; translation initiation factor activity
Source: RefSeq, a predicted model, not a curated record